Messenger RNA from Juglans microcarpa x Juglans regia, 760 nucleotides. RefSeq names its product oleosin. The record is from RefSeq and is a predicted model, not a curated record. Lineage: Eukaryota; Viridiplantae; Streptophyta; Magnoliopsida; Fagales; Juglandaceae. The coding region runs from base 119 to 589 and encodes 156 amino acids. Gene Ontology annotation, biological process: lipid storage. The transcript has a single exon. Gene Ontology annotation, cellular component: membrane; monolayer-surrounded lipid storage body.
GAACCCUCCACACACCUGUCUUCCCUCCCCUCCCUUUCCCUUCUUUACCACCUCCAUCUCUCUGAGUCUGCUCUCUCUAAGAGACACCUUGAUUCAGCUUCAGCUCUCAAAAUUAACCAUGGCCGACCGUCAGCCCAGCUCAGCUCAAACCCAGAGAGGAGCCCCAAUACCCAACUCCACAUUCCUUCGAAAACUCCAAGACCAUGCGCCAAACUCCACCCAGCUCAUCGGAUUCUUGACCCUUCUCAUCUCCGGCUCCGUCUUGCUCAUCUUCACUGGUCUCACCGUCACCAUCACUGCCCUCGGUUUCAUCUUCUUUGCCCCGCUGAUCCUUAUCUCCAGCCCCAUAUGGCUCCCCAUCUGCACCAUCCUCUUCUUCUGCAUCGCCGGGUUCUUGUCCCUGUGCGGCUUCGGCGUGGCCGUCGUCGCCGCCUUGUCGUGGAUGUACCGAUACUUCCGUGGUUUGAACCCACCCGGUUCGGACAGGUUUGACUACGCGAGGAGCCGGAUCUAUGACACGGCCAGUCAUGUCAAGGACUAUGCUAGCCAGUACGGUGGGUAUGCCAAGGAUGCGGCUCCGGGGGCCUGAGAUUCUGAGAGGACCGGGUUGAAUAUGUAGCUAGACAGGACCCGAUAGGGUCACUCUUGGGUUAACCCGGGUUUUCUCUUUUUACAUGUCUGGAAUUUUCUUUCUUCCUUUUUUUUUUUCUGUGUUGUUUUCUUAAAAAAGUGAAAUUUCUUGCUGGGCAUUUUGUUUGAA